Molecule: messenger RNA, 1188 nt
Organism: Lentinula edodes (shiitake mushroom)
Lineage: Eukaryota; Fungi; Basidiomycota; Agaricomycetes; Agaricales; Omphalotaceae
Exons: 9
Coding region: 1-1188 (395 amino acids)
Biological process (GO): potassium ion transmembrane transport
Cellular component (GO): membrane
Molecular function (GO): voltage-gated potassium channel activity
Source: RefSeq, a predicted model, not a curated record
AUGCCCCAAAGCAUUGAACUACCCCGAAUACGAACUUCUUUCUCUAAUCAGUCUCUGUUCCUCACCGAAGACAGGCUCUCCCCAGUACCUCACGACAUUAGCGGAUUGUUCGCCCAAACCGAAAGCUAUGAUCAAUCAGAACUCGAAAAUAUACAUCCACUUUGGAAACGGGACCUCUAUGCCCUCUUGGAACAGGCAAAUUCCUCUGUUGGCGCCUUCCUCGUCCAUUUCCUCAUGACCUUUUUUAUUUUGGUCUCCGCCGUCGUAACGGUGCUGGAAACGGUACCCGCGUUCCAUUCUAUCAAUCCUCAGAUUUGGUUCGGAAUGGAGACUACCUUGGUGGCGCUCUUUACAGUAGAGUAUUUAGCGCGAUGUACAGCUUGGAGUUCUUCGUGGUCAAGUCUAUUGAAAUGGAUGAUAUCAUUCUACGGGGUCAUAGACCUGCUUUCGGUGCUUCCUUACUACAUAGAAGUUAUCAUGCAACAAGAUACGGCUGUAUUCUUUCGGUUCUCCAUCUUACGAAUGUUCAGAUUGAUUCGGGUAUUCCGACCUUUUAGAUACAACCAUACGAUCCUUUUAACCAUCGAAGUCAUGUAUCUCUCAGUGCGAAGAUCACGCCACGCUCUAUUAGCAAUAUCAUUCUUUGUCGUCAUGGUUUUGACGAUAUCCAGUACUCUUUUAUACUUCGCUGAAAGAGGGACUUGGGAUACCACGUUGGAAACUUUUAUAAACUCAGAUGGUGAUCCCACCCAGUUUGCAUCCAUUCCUGCUGCAGCCUGGUUUGUGCUAGUCACUAUCACAACCGUCGGUUAUGGCGAAAUUACACCGCGUUCGUUCCUUGGCCGACUAGUCACUGUUCCUCUUCUGGUAUUUGGUCUUCUCCUCAUCGCCCUCCCAAGUUUCGUUCUUGGUCGGGAAUUUAGUAUCGUAUGGGAAAAGAUGACAACCCAGCAGCAACUACAACAACAAGACGAUGACCGCGAUCUAGAUUCUCCGGUAGAACUUCGCAGCGCUCCUCCAGUUCGUUCAGAUCGCGAAAUCUCUACCCGGAAACUGGCUCUGAAUCAAGCGGAACUGAGUAGACAGAUUUUGGAUUUACGCAGUACUGUCGAGGUUCAAGGUGAAAUGAUACAGAAACUUUUAAACAUUCUAGAAGCGAAGUCGAAGGGAAAGCAAAGGGCAACAUGA